CCGGGGUUGGUCCGAAGUUGGAUCUCACACCACCACCAUCUCCCACACAUAAUUGGAGUGGGCUGGGUCAUACCGUUACCUAGUUCUCCCAUCUUUCGUCCCCUUCCCCAAGACAAGACCUGUAACGUCCGCUGGCUGCAAGAGCAGCCAGAUCAUUUGGAAUGCUUCCAGCAAUCAUGAAGGCACUGGGCUUCGCCCUUAUCGUGUUUGCAUUUCCUUCGACGUUGGCGGAUCCUGCCGUGGUCCUGGAUCGCAGUGCCCGUGGCGAGCAUCUGGUUCGUCAAGACACCGAUUUGUUCCCUCCUAGCCCGACAGACACGACUACGCAACCCACUCCAACACCAACCAUAAUAUUCUCUACGAUGGCGGACUUCACGACAUGUACGUCCGCCUCCAUUACAUGGUCCGCUGGUGGUCCCAAACUCCCCAUCACCAUCACCAUCACCAACGCUGGAGUUAUUCAGAGCGAAGCGCCAUCAGGUUCUAGUACUCCCGGUAAGGGUGGGUCCAAGACUUUCUCAGAUUUCGGAACAGUCCUUGGCGGGCGGGCUGCUCCAGACGAUCAUGACUAUACGUUUGUGACCAUCGCUCAAUCAGUGAAUCCAUCGUUGGAAAACUAUACCUGGAGCACAGUAAAUGUGCGCCAAGGCUGGUAUCAAUUCAUCGCUCAAAUAGAUACCAAAUCUCCAGUUGGCAAGUCAGCACCUAUCUUCGUCAGGAACGGCACAGACACAUCAUGUCUCGGCGGUGGAUCGUCACCUUCCAACACGCAGUCCAGUCCAACUUCAACUGGUACCUCUCCGCCCACCAACACUAACACCGGCUCUCCUUCUACUGGCGCUCUUCAAUCGAAACAGUUGAAUGUAGGUGCCAUCGUGGGUGGUGUCGUGGGUGGUGUCGUGGGUGGUGUUGUUUUACUCGCACUCGUUACCCUUGCUUGCUUGUGCGUGCGUCGCAAACGCCAUGCACCAGUGGCCGCGGGUAUUCCUGGUGACAAACCCGGUGCUAGCGGCGAAGCUUCGAGGCCGGGAGUGCUGCCUUUCGGAAAAUGGGGUAAACUAGGUUCGGGUUCCUUCAAUGACAAAGACAGAGCCCCUACUGUCGGACUUGAGGGCAACACAGCGGGUGGAACCAUGGCAUCUGCUGCAAGCAGUGGGAGACCACGGUCUCGUUCUGGCAAGGGGGGAGGUUUCUUGGCCGGUGUUCUGAAACCAUCGACUUCACAGUCGCCGAGAAAAACUACCGUCCCUCCUUCAUAUAAGAAAAAACAGUACCGGCAUAAUUCUCAUACAGAGUCUAUCGGUGGGAUGAUGAGCAGCAGUGCGACAACUUCGAUGACGGGUGGCUCAGCGUUCCAUGGAACCGAUGAUGGCCAUCUCCAUUCGUACGAACGACCUGUCCCCAUGGCUCCAAUCUCUGCUGGAGGCAGUUCUACUGUAUCAUCUAUGCGUAACACCGGUAAUACGCCAGGUAUUCGGUCCCCCUUCUCUGAUCCCUCCGACAAUGAUUCGGACAGCGUUGUUUACGGACUGUACGGAACGACUCGCAACACCGGUGUGAUUCCGAUUGCCUAUGAUGGUCCCCCUAUCUCGUCAACUGCACCUACCCCUUCUCCAGUCCCAUCAUCAUACCUGUAUGAUCAUGAAUCGUCGACCGGUGCAGUCGCUGGACAUUCAUCCGACUCGGAUCCUCCCUCUCGUGGCCAUCCCGACCGGGUAUAUCCUUACACCUUCUUCCGAGACGGCCGUGAUCAACAGGAUAGAGUGAGAGCGCAGACCUUACUAGGUGGAAUGUACACCCUCCCGAACUCGCAGCAACAAUCACUGCCGGAAACACCACGAAAUGAUUCAUUUCUCACCUUCUCAUCCUCAUCGUCUAAUGGAGGUUCAAAGAAGACCCGAUCAAAAUCGUUACACGAAUCUACACUGUCGUCAUCUGAGCUAUACGACAUGAGCACACCGAGUUCACCCCAGACUCCUACUUUGUCUACUCCAACCGCGGUUCAACCAUCUCCCAGUACUCAGAGUGCUAGCCUGUCUUCCGGAAACCCUGCCAGUGGAACCUUUGGAGCCAGUACCACAAAACGAGCGGCUCGUAAACCUGUCCCUUCCUAUUCACCUGACGAUUUCGUAGGUGCACCGGUCCCAAGCGGGUCAUCUUCGGCAUUCAGUUCGCCUGCAUCUUCGCCGACCACAUCUUCACCUUUGGCUGAAGGUGUAGUAAGUGAAGGUCAACGAGAAGUUUUCAGACAGCAUGAGUUGUUGCAAAAGGAUAGCAUGGGAAGUAUGAAAGGCAUGUCAAAGAUGCAUGUUCUGAUACCUGAUAUGCCCUCUCCUCAAGGCCAUUGAUGAAUUGUGUUUUUAUGUUUUGUUAUUGAUUCUUUUUCGCACUCCUAGCUGUCACCUGCAAGUGACUUUUUUGAAUUCUAUUGAUACAGGGAUCUAAGCAUCUUUUUCUUUUCCUUUCUUUCUUGCUUAUAUCUAUCCAUUCGGCACGCAAACAUCAUUUGCAUACUGGUUUACUCUUGUUUCCGUUGGUCUGUAUGAGUAAACUGAAGCCAUAAUGUAUGUCUAUCGUUAGAGGUGUAUUGAAGUCCAAAUGAAGUCCAAAUGGGACGCGUGAAGCUUG
This is a messenger RNA of Marasmius oreades (fairy-ring Marasmius), 2628 nucleotides long. RefSeq lists its product as uncharacterized. Bases 162 to 2348 code for a protein of 728 amino acids. The transcript is spliced from 3 exons. Lineage: Eukaryota; Fungi; Basidiomycota; Agaricomycetes; Agaricales; Marasmiaceae. The record is from RefSeq and is a predicted model, not a curated record.